GCUCCGCUGCACCCUAGUCCCUUCCCACCGCUUUGCAUGUCUCGGUUCGCCUCCAUCUCUAGACAAACUACUACCUCGGAUUGUUCCUCCUCUUCCUUUCUUCUGUCACCCUGUUUGUCUGGUGCUUUGUUUAUUUCAGGCUGUUACCCGUGCCUUGCUAUUUGCUCUAAAUUCGCCUGCUGGUCGCGUGUCUAAUCCUUCUUCCCCCCCGGUCCUUCCUGAUGAGUCCAGUCACCCGCUCCAACGUCACCUUCGAUAGUUUCAGUGUCCACGUUUGACUGGUCAGACGGGACGAGGUAUCAUCAACCAGACGCCAUGGCGAUAUGGCCGUUUGGUCGUAAGAACAAGCGGCAUACAAUCCAACUGGAUGCACCUGCUGUGGCGGAUGUCCAGUCGUCGCAAGAGCCUCGCCACAGCUUCGAUGACGGCAAGCUCGGCAGACUGUCCCGCAAGCACUCCAAACGUCAGAAGAACAGACACGCCCAACCUGUUGAAGUUGUCCCGAGCUUUUUGCACGAUGCUUCUCAUCCGACGUCUUCCCCUGUCGUCCAGUACCCUCCACCUACGUCACACAGUGAGCAGCCGACCCCGAUCAAAGAAAACCGGGCCCCGGUCUCCCGAGCUGGUCAGCAUUCCGACGCCUACACUACUUACUCCACCAUGAGCCACGAACAACCCUCUUUGUCUCGCUCUGCAUCGUUGUUGAAAUCCAAGCGUAACGAAAAUGGUCCGGCAGUGUUAAAGAAGAAGCUGAGUAAGCGCAAGGCAUACGAGAUUGCCAGGGAACGGGAAAUACGGAUGCUGGCUUCUGCUCCCAUCGAUAUUCCUCGCCGUCACUCUCCGCUACCCGCGGAGCGGUUGUCCAUUGAGACACGCCGGGCUAAUGGGGCCCAGAGUCGACGCUCCGACCGACAUUGUUCUGAUACCAGCCUUUCUAUGCGUGACUCCGCUGCAUCCUCACUCUCGGAUAUUUUCGAAUCCUAUACGUUCAAGGUUAACACUUUUGCUGCAUGGACGCCUCGUCCAGUCAUACGCUAUGUGGAAACUCCUCGGGUGCCGACAGCUAAGAGUCAAAGACCGUCUGAGCCUUCAAUCCGGAAGGAUAAGACCCCUGCCUAUGCCACACACAACGAGCACUCGCGUUCUAAGAAGAGAGUAGACAAGCUAGCCGACGACCUGGAUGCCGGUGCCCUAAGGGAAUUGCUCGAAAGGGACCGUCGGCGCAGGGAGAGGAAGCAACUUGAAGAUCAAGCCAGACUCCACCGGAAGUUGGAACGCGCUGCGGAACAACAACGGCAAGCAGAAGCAGAAGCAGAAGCAGAAGCCGAAGCCGAUGUUGUUCCUCAAGAACCAUCCAGCGAGGCUGAGGACACAUCUUUAGUUCGACGUGGUCGGCCGGGCGCGGAGAGCCGGGCUGUCUCUGAUCGGUCAAAAGAAUAUGCCCCUCGGACCAAUGAAACCAAUGCCUUCCUGAGCGGUAAUACUUCUGGAUCUUGGCUGAGAGGUGCUUCCAAAGACACAGAGCGACGUGGCCACGAGUCCGUUGAUAGUGUGCAUGUCAUUGGUAACAUCGACGAUAGCUCCAUUCGGGAACCAAAGCUUGUGAUGCGUCGCAGCUUUGCUCCCUCGCAAGACAUGGGCAUGUCCGGCAGCAGCCUGUCUCAUUCGCCGUCGAGGCGUGAACUGUAUAGUCCAACUUCUUCGCAACUCUAUGGCAUAGGCCGAGAAUCCACAUCCGAUAUUUCGCGAACCAUUGACUCAGACCGGCGCUUGUCUGACCACGGUAGCGGACGUGUUAAUACGCUUACUUCCAUUUUCAGACGGGGUAGCUCGCGGCUUAAACGCAGCUAUCGUGAACGUUUCCAUGAACGCAGCCCUGAGCACUCGAAUCCGUCUCAUGAAUCUUUCUUCAAGGUUCAGACGCAAUCGUCUGGACCACCUCCUUCAUUCGUUGCUGCUCCUCGGACAUUCCUAGGGUCAGGUACCAUCAAGCGGUCGCAGUCUAAGUUUACCGAACAUUUCGGUGACGAGCCCCUUUCUCCACCUGACUCACGGCUUCAAUCACCCGAUAUUCCAGAGGUGUUGGAUGAGUUUGAGAGAGAAGACGAGAUGUCAGAUAUCAACAUGGGGACCCAGUAUCCCAUCCCCAGUUCUGGAUCAGAACCACAGGACAUCCCGAGAAAUCCUCACCAUUCUUGGACAGGCGAAAGCUGGGAAGGUGACCCGGAUAAUCUUCCUUUGUCCCAAUCGUUAGCAUCGAUUGACUCCGAAGGGUCAUGGAUGUCGGGACAAUUUCUACGCCGCAUAUCUCAGAAAAAGGCGAGCAAUCCACUGCGCACCAGCCUCAGUUCAUCGCGAAACAUCAUGGAAGAGGGCCGUGAGGGAUCCUCCCAUGGAGAUGAGGCCCCAGUUAGCGAACCUCUUGUCAGAUUUGGGACCAACCAGGAUGAGAGUCCCAAAUCUGGUCCUGAUGUAGCUGGUGCGUCACCUGACAAGGAUACGCCUAUGGAUAGCGUACCAGAGCAAGCCGAGGAGACCUGGCAUGAUCAAAUCGCCCGGCGACCUGUACUUGUGACACCAGCGAUCCGUCCAAAGUCCAACGAAGGACUCCUGAAGAAUGUCCAGUCGUUCUGUGCCGAAGAAGAGUUCAGCCCCAUCGAAGAGCAUUCUGCCGAGUUCGAGCUCGAAACGUCGGACCACCACGCAAAUGGGCGCCCAAAUUGAGCCCGGUCGCCAGCGGACAACCUUGUGCGCAACGUUGCUUGGAUCAACCAAGGUAGAUCCUAGUGACGCCCUUGCUACCAUGAGGAAUAAUUUGCGCGUGUUGAGAUUUCUUUGAUGUCAACA
Molecule: messenger RNA, 2847 nt
Organism: Aspergillus eucalypticola CBS 122712
Lineage: Eukaryota; Fungi; Ascomycota; Eurotiomycetes; Eurotiales; Aspergillaceae
Exons: 1
Coding region: 316-2724 (802 amino acids)
Source: RefSeq, a predicted model, not a curated record